ACUAAGCCCCGCCCCUUUGUUGUGACCGUAGCCACGAUGGCGGUGCCCGUGUACAUCGCAGCACUGUUGCAAUCAGAAAUCAUAGAAGAGAAUCUCGACAAAGAUGAGGGCGUUUGUGUGUUGGGUAUAUUUGGGAAAAGUGCAAUGCAACCCGGAUCAGCAAAAGAAUCUCUCAUAAACACUUUAGCAGAUAAACAUAUUUUCUCUCUCUUCGGGAGCAACGAGACUGACAGCACGGGCGGGGUAACAUCGAUCCAGGCGCAUUAUAAUCAGGAGAAACGCGUGCUGUAUUUGGUUUUAACAUCUGUUUUCGAUAACCGGCAGCUUAUUCGGGCUUGUGAGUCUUUGACGGUGGGUUUGGGUCACGCGGAAGCGCACGAGAUUUGGAAAGCUGCCGAGAAGGAUAACUGCCUGCAGCUAUUAUAUCUGUUCUCGCUUUGCCAUGUUCUUCUGCUGGUUCAUCCCACCUGCUCUUUUGACGUCACAUACGAUAGACUGUUUCGCGCGUUGGACGCGCUGCGUCAAAAAGCGCUUCCUCUGCUGCGCACCGCGAUCAAAGACUCACCUGUAUCCAAAGAAUGGAAGUUGAACUGCCGCCCGUGUCCUCCGCGCCUCCUGUUCGUCUUUCAGAUGAACGGAGCGCUCAGGGUGAGUUCUUCUGGGACUGGUGGGAAUGGAGCCGAUGGCUCUGGUGGGGAUAAACCCAAAAAGCACUCCCCCAGAAGGCGUCUCCAGCAUGCACUGGAGGAUCAGAUAUACAGGAUAUUUCGAAAAAGCCGUGUACUAACCAACCAGAGUAGUAACUGUCUCUUCACUGUGCCUGCCAACCAAGCAUUUGUUUAUGUGGUGCCAGGACCAGACGAGGACCCAGUCGGCUCUCUGCUGGGACAUCUGCGGUCCAACUGUGUUCUGCGGGAGAACGAAAGUGGCAUACCUGUUCCUGGGCAAAGAAGGUACCAGCAGAUGAGACAUUCAAAUAGGCAGCCCUCCUUCAACGUGGAAAGCAGCUUGUUUUCUGGAGGGCAGUUAGUGGACUGUACCUUGAAAGAGUUCCUUUGGCAGCACGUUGAGCUCGUACUGUCUAAGAAAGGUUUCGAUGACAGUGUGGGUCGCAAUCCGCAGCCGUCACAUUUUGAGCUGCCCACCUAUUCCAAAUGGGUUCAUGUUGCAUACAGACUUCAUCAGGUGAUGAUAGAGAACAGUGAAGAUGAAUCCACCGACAUCUCCCUCAAGGUGCAGGGUCAGCUCAAGGUACUAGAGGGGUUUCUUGACGCAGAUGCCAAAUUCUCUGAAAACAGGUGUCAGAAAGCCUUGCCCCUGGCUCACAGUGCGUACCAGUCCAAUCUUCCCCACAAUUACACCACCACGGUGCACAAGAAUCAGCUGGCGCAGGGAUUGCGAGUGUACAGCCAGCAUGCAAGGGGAGUUGCGUUUCAGAGAUACGCCUUACAACUUCAUGAGGAUUGCUACAAAUUCUGGAGUAAUGGACAUCAGCUUUGUGAGGAGCGAAGCCUUACAGAUCAGCACUGUGUGCACAAAUUUCAUCUGCUGCCAAAGCCAGGUGAAAAGCCAGAAAUGGACCACAAUCCUCCUAUUCUAUACCAUAACAGCAGGGGUCGCUCUACAAGUUCUUGUAACUGUGGCAGAAAGCAGUCCCCAAGAGAAGAUCCAUUUGACAUUCAGGCUGCCAACUAUGACUUUUAUCAAAUGCUUGAGGAGAAAUGCUGUGCAAAGUUGGAGAGGAUCAAUUUCCCAGUGUUUCAAGCCAGCACACCUGACCCAGCCCCUGCAAGUGAUGAGAUGCCCACAUCUGGAGAUGUACAUCCUUCAGGAGAAGCUGAACGUCUAAAGGAGAAAGAGACGAACACCCACACACCUGGUGAAAGCACGAGUCUGAGCCUCGCUCUUAGUUUGGGCCAGUCUACUGACAGCCUCGGAACAUACGGUGAGGGAGCUGAAGGGCAAGAAAAGAGACCAAGUUUGGUGGACAGACAGCCCUCCACAGUGGAGUUCCUUCCUGGUAUGCUUCAUUCUGGGUGUCCAAAGGGACUGUUACCUAAGUUCUCCAGUUGGUCUCUUGUUAAACUUGGUCCAGCUAAAUCUUACAACAGCCUUACUGGUUUAGAGCAACCUGGAUUCCUCCCUGGUUCUGCUUUUCUCUUGCCAUGGGAUGUUGUCAUUAGAAGCAGAUCAGAGGAGGACGUAGGUUUGAUUGAACCUUUGGAUGGAGGUCCAGCCUCAUGGCCAGCUCCAAAUAAAGCAUCAGCUGGAAAGCGAGGUGGUGCUGGGGGAAUAGGACGUGGCCGCAGACGGGACGAUAUAGCUCGUGCCUUUGUUGGUUUUGAGUAUGAGGACAGCAGAGGGCGCCGCUUCCUUAGUUCUGGACCUGAUAAAGUAGUAAAAGUGCUCGGGCAAGGUGGGCCAAAGGAACCUGCGACCAGAUGCUUGAAUUCAGACAUGCCUUUGUACAUUCUCUCUCCGGCUCAAGGUCGAGGAAUCAAGCCACACUAUGCUCAACUGGCUCGUCUUUUCAUUGUGGUCCCUGAUGCUGCUCUUGAGAUUGCCCUCAGUCCACAGGUCCAGCCAGGCCCCCCUCCCUGUCCUAUUUUCCAUCCAGAGCAAUCUGAGAUUGUGCUGCCCCCUGAUGGACUGUGGGUGUUACGCUUCCCUUAUGCCUUCAUGACAGACCGUGGACCCUGUUAUCCUCCUAAAGAAAACCAGCCACUAGCAAACUUCAGGGUGCUGAAGGGAAUUCUGCGUGCUAACACGACCAGUUCAACUCCACAGUAAAACAACCUGUGCACGGAAAUGCACCAUCCCUAGAACAGGGAUACAGAAAAGAUGCUCUGGACAUUAAGCCCACUUUCAUACUGUUGUCUUUCAUUGUAUGUGGUGUGUUUUUUUUGCGUUAAAUAUAUAGUUGAAAUAAUAUUGUAAAUUCACAGAAAGGAAAUUAAGAAAUGUUUACACUGCUAUCAAGAAUAAAACCUGUAAUGAGGAAAAAUGUGGUGAAAGACAAUGUCAUUACAAAGCCAACAUCUGAUUUUAAACAGUAUUCACUUCAGUUUACUGAAUAGUUAAUACCCUGGUUUUCUAUUGUUGUUGUUGUUUUUGGGAGAGAAAAAAUUACAAUACCAAGAAUAUAUAAAUUAAAAGAUG
Molecule: messenger RNA, 3159 nt
Organism: Triplophysa rosa
Lineage: Eukaryota; Metazoa; Chordata; Actinopteri; Cypriniformes; Nemacheilidae
Gene: smg8
Product: SMG8 nonsense mediated mRNA decay factor
Exons: 4
Coding region: 37-2790 (917 amino acids)
Biological process (GO): nuclear-transcribed mRNA catabolic process, nonsense-mediated decay
Source: RefSeq, a predicted model, not a curated record